Pseudomyrmex gracilis is the source of this 435-nucleotide messenger RNA. RefSeq lists its product as uncharacterized. The record is from RefSeq and is a predicted model, not a curated record. Bases 1 to 435 code for a protein of 144 amino acids. Lineage: Eukaryota; Metazoa; Arthropoda; Insecta; Hymenoptera; Formicidae. The transcript has a single exon.
AUGCCCUACGCCGAAGUCAUGCGCCUUGCGCGGGAAAAAAAUACGCUGCAUGAUUUGGGCAUUGGGGAGACCCGCGUUAGGAAGGACGUGAGAGGCGGGAUUUUGGUUGAGAUCCCGGGACCCAACGGCGCCGCUAAGGCCACGCGGUUGGACGAGGCCUUAACCCCCGCGCUGCAGGGGAAGGCCACGGUUAGUUGCCCAGUCCGCAGGGGUGAGCUCCGUUUCACCGGGCUGGAUGAUUUGGUGUCUGCCGACGAACUGGUAGCCCGCCUAAGCUCCGCAGAGUUUGGCGGCUGCCAGGCGUCGGAUAUUACGAUAGGCCCAGUGACCGAGGGCAGGGACCGCCUCGGCGCAAUGUGGGUCAGAUGCCCUCUAGAGGUGGCCACAAAAGUGGCCGAGGCUUGGCCGCCUUCGCGUGGGGUGGUCAAAUGUUAA